AUGGCCGACUUCCAUGAGACAAGAUCGCCCCUGACAAACGAAAAUGUCCAAGCAUGGGCGCGUGCGAAUUUUGCCGCGCCGUUUCGCGCCCUGCCACGCGCCGCAAGACUGCAUUGGAUCCAGUUCGACGAGAGCUUCACCAUCAGCAGAGCCAUCUGGCGAGGGCUCGGCCGCUCCACCCACAAGCAAUUGCUUGUCAUCGGCGGAUAUGCGCCAGGCCCCGCGGGCGACGACGAUGAACCCAUAGAUCGGGUCACCGCGCACGUCCACGAAGAUGAGGCCGAGGUCAGCUUUUAUCGCAUUACCGAGUUGGAGGACGGCGCACACGAGUUGCAAGCUGUGAAUAGUACCAGUACUGUUGCUUUCCAUGCGCCUUUUUGUGAUGUUGGAGACGAUACCGGCGGCUCCAAAGCCAUCCAUCGUGUGUCGGCCCUCAUUCUCUACUAUUUCUUGGCUGCGGGCCACGUGAAGGAGUUAUGUCGGACAAGAUCAGAUCCUACCAUGUUUACCAGGAAUUUCCGCGACGCAUGUUUGUGGGUGCAGAACGAGGGGGAAAGACCAUUGCUGCCGCCGUCUAGGAAAUCGGAACCCAGUACGCCCAUUGAAAAGGAUUCGAUCGCUGUUCGGCCAAAGCGAUCAUCUACCGUCUCAUCAUUAUCAAGAUCCAUACCGGAAGACAUCCAGGUCCAGCCGCCAUCCAUCAAACGCGCAGCAACCGACAACUUGAGUGUCAAGAUCAAACGCGAGCGCGAUGAAGACUACCCCAGCAUCGCAUCGGCUAUUCGUCCAAAGAAACACCGUCGCACCGUCAGCGAGCAAAUCGUACCACCCUCAAAUCUCAAAGACUCAACUUCCGUCCCAUCACCGUUAUCCAUCCUCAGCCCGCGCAGCCCAGCACCAGAGCGCGUAAACCGUGCACUAACAGAUCGAAUCCAACACCUCAAAGACGAAAACGCCGGUCUCAAAGCCUCAAACACCAGCCUAGAGACCGAAAAAACCGACCUCCAAAAGCGCAUGGAAAAAGAAUCCCACGCCUACCGCGGCCUGCAAAUCGAAUCCGACGCGCUAAAGAAAGAGUCUGAGAACAUGAGAAAAGAGAUGAUGGCCAUGAAAGAGCGAUUGGAAUCUGUCGAAACAUCAGGCGAAAAGCUACGGGUGGAAGUCGAUCGAUUAACAGCCGUAGAAGAAGCAAGCAAAGAACUACGAAAAGAACUAAGGAAUGAAGUUGAAAAACUGAGAGGGCGGGUCGAGAGAAGCGAGAAAGAGGCUGAAAAUGCGAAAGAAGAGCUGCUGGCUGUGAGGCGUGGGUUAACGAAAGAGCUGGGCGAGGCGGUCAAGAAGUGGGGUGCGUAA
Messenger RNA from Alternaria incomplexa, 1353 nucleotides. RefSeq lists its product as uncharacterized. The transcript is spliced from 2 exons. The record is from RefSeq and is a predicted model, not a curated record. NCBI's taxonomy places the organism in Eukaryota, Fungi, Ascomycota, Dothideomycetes, Pleosporales, Pleosporaceae. The coding region runs from base 1 to 1353 and encodes 450 amino acids.